This is a messenger RNA of Moneuplotes crassus, 1223 nucleotides long. NCBI's taxonomy places the organism in Eukaryota, Ciliophora, Spirotrichea, Euplotida, Euplotidae. The record is from the annotation of a GenBank genome assembly.
AAUAUUAUUCCUUACCUUUAUGAAAUCAAAGAUCAUGUCAAGUAAAUGGGUUGGCACCCAAAAGACCAGCUUAAAAGAAAAGGUUGCCGACUACUUUGGGUACAAGCUCAAAGGAUCAGUAGUCGGGAAGAACAUUGUUGCUCCAGGACUCACUGGAAUAUCUACCUCUAGAUGUGGAAUAGGAUUGGCCCUCUUCCUUGGACUCAGUGCUAAGAAAUAUUCGGGGAAAAAUGAUGAAUAUUGUAAAUCUAGGUUUACUCAAUCAAAAUUCGAAUCUCUCAGUCUAGAUACUAAUGAAAGUUAUGAAGAUACAGUUUCAAAAGUAGGCCAAACUGUUCGAAGAUCUCAGGCUGAUUCAAUUGGUGAAGAUACCAUUGAAGAAAAAGAUUAUCUAAGCUAUUAUCUUUCACCUAUUUCUAAAAUUAACAAAGAGAACUAUGGAACUUAUACACAAAGAUGAUCCCCAAUCUUUAAGAAGAUCAAAUACAAUCCUCGGAUGGUAGACUCAGCAGAUUUAAACUCCUUCGACAAGAUUAUUAAAGGGCAAAAUAAAUACGGCCUUGGUAUGACUAUCUUACUCGGACUAUUUCCAGUGAGCAUGUACUCUAAAUCUCUAACAAUUUCAUCUAAAAAUAAAAUAUUUGCAUUUGGUAUCAUGUGUUUGGUACUAAAUAUGGCAGUGCUGACUUAUUACAAUACAAAGUUCAAGAGCUUCCUGGAACAUUUGGAUAAGAAGUACUUCUAUGGUCAGACUCUUGAAGAGCUGCAAGAUGACUCCUUUAAAAAGAUUAAUCAGCCAAAAGCCAUCUCCUUUCACACUCAUCCUCAACCUCUAGAGGUGAGAAUCCAAAAAUUGAAGGCCUGGAAGAUGCUCAACAGAGUUGACUAGCUCUCUCCAUUCAAAAGCAUUCUUAUGCAUUACUUAAUUUCUUUACAAUCAUUUUUAACGUUUCUAGGGAAACAAAGAAGUGAGACUUCUUCUUUUCUUUAAAGGUCUCUUACUUUAUUCUUUUCUAAACAUCUGUACUUUCUUUCUGUUACUCCUUAAAUUAAACUACUUCACGGAAUCAGAAAUCAUGAAUUUUGUACAAAUAACUCAACUAUCAAAAGUAUGGUUACAUUAACCGUAUUAAAGGCAAUCUUAAUAUAAAAAUAUUAUGAUUGGCUUACCCUAUAGCCUCACCAAUAAGCAAUAAGAUUUUGGAUAAAUAAAAUUAUAUCAC